AAUAACUAUUGUCAGAAUUUGCAGGAAGAAAUAUUUGAUGCGCCGAUAUUGCCCGGAAAAUUUAGGAUGCCUACAAAUAGCCAUCAUCUGCACAGGUCCCUCAUUCGGAGGUUCAAGCCAGCUGGGGGAACACUGAAGUCAAGUUACACGAGCAGUGUAGAACAAACUGAUACGCUGCAAUUAUUGGAAUAUUCAGAGUCACUGUGAUCUGCAAAAAUGGUGAACAUAUUGAUUGGAGCGGUUUUUAUCAGCGCUCAACUUUUCAUAGUUUCAACUGCCCCGAUAGUUCCAGCACAGGGUGAUUGUGUUGAGGGCGAACCAUUACAAGGUCAACGUCAACCUGAUGUUAACAUAACUGUUCUGCCAUCCCUUGAAGUACCCUUCUUGAGUCCCGUGACUAUCAUCUGUGAUGCAGACGUUGCCCGUUUCCCACCAAACCUACCACAACCUCCGACUGCUCCGGUUAAAAUUGUGAUCCGUGUUGGGAUAUACACAGUAAAAGAAUGCAAAAAUAACACUGGAAUCUUCCAAUGUACCUAUCGUCUAUCAAGUUUCUUCCCUGGUCUGCCACGAAGAAUAAGUUGUACUGCUUCAACAGACAACGAUGAAUGUCGCUUUAAGACCGCCAAUCUUACCAUUAAGCCAACGCCGACACCAACAGCAACUGGCAGUGUUGAACAGUUUCCAAAGAUGAGUGUUAUAACAUUUGUCUUCAAAAACGGCACCAAUGUUAAAACAUCGACAAACAAUACACAAGGAAAUGCUACUGCUUCCACAACAGUGUUUAAUACGAACGCAACAACUACGACAAACACUUCCAAAGGAAAUGUUACAACUCCUCCUCCAACAGUUAUUAAUACUAACGCAACAACUACGACAAACACUUCCAAAGGAAAUGUUACAACUCUUCCUCCAACAGUUAGUAAUACUAACGUUCCAACUACGUCAAACGCUACCCAAGAAAAUAUAACAACUGUGCCUCCAACUGUAAACAUCACGCAAGCUCCAACUACAACAAUCACUUCCCAGGGAAAUGUUACAACUGCUCCUCCAACACCUCCACCUACAACAUUUGGUUUCCAAAUAUCUAACUACUCUGUCAGUGAAGCUGGUGGUAUUUUGAGAGUUUGUCUUCAAGUUAGUAAUUUUGAUGGAAAUUCCUUUUCAGGAAAAUUAACAUUCAGAAAUGGCACCGCAACAAGCGGAGAAGAUUUCUCAGGGGAGGAGAAAACUGUUGGAAUACAAAGUUUUAUUCAAACAACUGAUUGCGUUGAUAUUGAUAUAAUCCAGGAUAACAAUUACGAGGGCAACGAAAAUUUUACAAUUGUUUUGACGUUAAAUAACAAUCCCAACGUUCAAAUAACUGUUGGUGAAGCGACAGUGACUAUCGUAGAUGAUGAAGCACCAACAACGACAAGCCCUACCCAAGUAAAUGUAACAACUGUUCCUCCACCAACAGCUACUGCCACAAACGCUCCAACUACGACAAACACUUCCCAGGGAAAUGUUACAACUGCUCCUCCAACACCACCAACAACGACAAGCCCUACCCAAGUAAAUGUAACAACUGUUCCUCCACCAACAGCUACUGCUACAAACGCUCCAACUACGACAAACACUUCCCAGGGAAAUGUCACAACUGCUCCUCCAACACCUCCACCUACAACAUUUGGUUUCCAAAUAUCUAACUACUCUGUCAGUGAAGCUGGUGGGAUUUUAAGAGUUUGUCUUCAAGUUAGUAAUUUUGAUGGAAAUUCCUUUUCAGGAAAAUUAACAUUCAGAAAUGGCACUGCAACAAGUGGAGAAGAUUUCUCAGGGGAGGAGAAAACUGUUGGAAUACAAAGUUUUAUUCAAACAACUGAUUGCGUUGAUAUUGAUAUAAUCCAGGAUAACAAUUACGAAGGCAACGAAAAUUUUACAAUUGUUUUGACGUUAAAUAACAAUCCCAACGUUCAAAUAACUGUUAGCGAAGCGACAGUGACUAUCGUAGAUGAUGAAGCACCAACAACGACAAGCCCUACAACAGCUACUGCAACAAACGCAAUAACAACAGCGAAAGGAAAUGCGACCUCAACCACACUACCAACAACUAUGCCUCCUACAACAAUACCGACAGUUGUAACAACGACAGAACAAGUCAUUCCGCCAACACCACCAACAACACCACGAACAACUAAACCCACUAAAAAAGGUGAUGGAAGUGAUGAUGAAAGUGAUGACAGUGACAGCGAUAGUGAAAGUGAUGACAGUGACAGUGAUAGUGAAAGUGAUGACAGUGACAGUGAUAGUGACAGCGAUAGUGACAGUGAUAGUGAUAGUGACAGUGAUUAAGAUUAACGAUCGAUUGGAAUUGUAUAGGAUUAUAUCAAUUUUUAAUCAAACCAUCCUCUAUCGUGGAUUAACUGAAAUGUUAUCAUGUUUCGUUAUUAGCAUGCAUAUACAUAUAAUUAUUAUAAUUCUUACUAAAUUAUAAUGGAAGACAUAUAUAUAAAUAUGAUAUAUAUAUAAAUAUACAAAUGAUAUUGUAAGAGUUUUAAGCGUCAGUUAAUCUGCUUGAAUGGACGGCAAUGCAGAUUUUAUACACAGUAUAUUGUACAUUAUGUCUUAGAUUUUAAUAAACGCAAGGCUAUAUCACAGAUUUUAAUGUGGUGUGAGCCCACUGCGUGUGAACCCGGCAACAGAGAAAAUAAUUUAAUGUUCAUUGUGGUAUUAAAAAAAAGUUUAAAAAAAGA
Dendronephthya gigantea is the source of this 2732-nucleotide messenger RNA. RefSeq names its product mucin-2-like. The transcript is spliced from 21 exons. Gene Ontology annotation, biological process: cell communication; metal ion transport. The record is from RefSeq and is a predicted model, not a curated record. Gene Ontology annotation, cellular component: membrane. Bases 217 to 2331 code for a protein of 704 amino acids. NCBI's taxonomy places the organism in Eukaryota, Metazoa, Cnidaria, Anthozoa, Malacalcyonacea, Nephtheidae.